AUGGCCUCUCUAAAUUUGUCUUCGAGGAUUGAAUCGCCUUCAGAGCGAGAGAACCAACUCUUUGCGAUAUUGAAUGAAUAUGCACAGCCUUCCAGCUCAAUCACAGCGCCCGCAGCUGCACAGAGUAUCCAUGGUUUCGCAGUUCCACUUCUGUCUGAUUCUAACGCGGACGGCCUAGAGAACCUGCUUUGGCAAUUUUGGACUAUUGUUAUCAAUGUCGCAAAACAAAUCCCAUGUGAUAGUCCAUCGCAGGAACGGUUAGUGGAACUAGUGAAGGCGCUGACUGAGAUACCACCUACAACGAUACAAAUUUGGGGCAAUGAUACCAAACUCUGGGCGGAUCUACCUCUUCUGGGGCCCGAAAUGAGAGAAGCCUGGAACCUCAUUCCAACCGGCAACGAAGCCGAAGAGAAAAUCAAAGAAUGGAUCAGUCUUAACUCUUUCGUCGCACGUCUACUGAGCCUCGGCCUCGCACCAUGGAUCAAUCUCGCUGUGUGGGCUCUCCGGGAUGCGCUUGAGGAAGAAUCGUCGGGGAGGAAAGUGGAAUGUGAUAUUGCCGUCGCUAGGGAAUGGUUCAACCAUGGUGGACCUGUUUUGCGACAGCAAACCAUGGCUGCAGAGAACAAGGAAGAGCGGAUUAUGGCUGGGGGAUCAUUGUACCAGGGACCAGCUAAGCUGUGCCCUGAACGAUGGAAGUUCUGGAAGGAGCGUCUGAGUCAGAUGAGCGAUCAGGGAGGUGACGUGGGACAGGUUGCGAGUACGGCCAAGACGGCGAUGGAACGCCUGGAA
Messenger RNA from Aspergillus nomiae NRRL 13137, 789 nucleotides. Its product is annotated as DUF3632 domain-containing protein. The annotation marks the transcript as partial. The transcript has 3 exons. NCBI's taxonomy places the organism in Eukaryota, Fungi, Ascomycota, Eurotiomycetes, Eurotiales, Aspergillaceae. The record is from RefSeq and is a predicted model, not a curated record.